This is a messenger RNA of Trematosphaeria pertusa, 1799 nucleotides long. RefSeq lists its product as uncharacterized. Bases 331 to 1602 code for a protein of 423 amino acids. The record is from RefSeq and is a predicted model, not a curated record. The transcript has a single exon. NCBI's taxonomy places the organism in Eukaryota, Fungi, Ascomycota, Dothideomycetes, Pleosporales, Trematosphaeriaceae.
GUCGUCGAUUUGGGUGAAAAGUAAUAGUUGAUAAUGCUUUGAACGACUUCUGCCUCUUGUAUGCAUACGCCACUGGAUCAUGCCAAAAGGCACUGAAAGCCUUCUGGGUGACAUGUGCUCCGGAUCCUCUUCGUCUGAUUUUAACGAUACUGUCGAACCGGCAGUACGGCUCAUCCGUCCAAAGGGUACGAACCAAGCAUGCCGUUUCUCUCCCAAUCAUGCCCACCUUCCUCUACAAAUUCCCUCCCUGAUGCAACUCUCUCUGAUAAGCCAUACCACUCGAUUCGAGCUUCCGCGGAAUGAGCGACACGCCUAAUUGCGGGCGUAAAGAUGAAAGUUUCUGGGGUGCGAGAAAGAGAGGGAGAGGCCCCGGUCUUGACCUUCUUGCCGUGUCGCUAUGCGAGCACGCAGGCAUACAAGACCUCCUUCUCGAUCGCCCCAAAACCGCCCAAUCCACGUUCAUUUAUGUCGGUCUUCAGCCCCUGCAAUGCGCACACAAACAUGCGCCCCCGAAAUCGUCUCCGCAAGCGCAACCCCAAGGCCCACGCCGAGCCCACAUCGUCCUUCAGCCGUCUUCCACAGGAACUGCAAGACCUCAUCUGGCUCUGGGCCCUCUACAUCACCACUCCACCCAUCCUCACUCUGCGCGUCUCGGGAUGUCGCUCGCCCCGUCUCCUACCCCCGGCCCCCCUCGCCAUAUUUCACGUCAGCUUCAAAGUACGUGAACUGCUGCUCCGCGCAGCCGUAAAGACGAACUGCUUUCAUUCGAUCCAAGACCGACAGCAACGAGACCAAUGGGUGUACUUCAACCCACGCUGCCAAAUCCUAGAGCUCCACGCGGAAGAGCGGUUCCUCGAGCGGGUCUUCGGAUUGAGUCCGCAACUUGCGGACAUGACAGCAAUAUUGAAGGCGAAGCUGCCCACGUUAGCUAAGGAGGUGCGAUAUCUGCACGGCUGUGUGUCUCUAAACUCCAAGACAUGUCCGACCCCAGCCUGCGCAGCAGCCGCAACGGCGUUAAAAAGCCUGGUUACGUGCUCGGUAUCCAGGAUUCCGCUGCAGAAACUGCACGACAGCGGACGCUCGUGGACCUUUUCGGAAAUUUCGCUCCGGCCGUGUCUCCACGGUUCCCUUCGGACCCUCAACAAUGCCAUUAACCCCGCUCUUCCAACACCGUACGACAGAAGACUUUGGCGCCUAUCGUGCGAGUUGCGGAACUACCACUUCGGCUACGCGCCCCGCAAUUGGCGGGACCAAUUAUUAAAGCACGCCGUCGGCGGUGCGCUGAUCAACUACGUGUGUGUCUGCUCCGAGAGUCCAGCGCUUGCUUCCGAUGUUGUGGAGCUGAUUCCAGGCGUCAAGGAAGCUGGCGGCGAGCUGCUGAUACCGGUUAAACGGUGGAAGUACUCGAUCGGGCGAUAUGAAUGGCUCUCCGAAGGAAAAGGAAUGAGCAAGGAUGCGCAAAUAUUUGGAAUCGAGAGAGACACGUAUGGACAGGUGAGGCUGAGAGUGUUGCGCCGGUCGAGAAUCGAGUUACCGUUCAAAGAGGCGGAGGUCAUGCAGGAUGUGUUCCAAGGGCGACCGGUUUACGCUAACGGCUAUUAAUUGAGUGCGAGUGCGGCGUCGAGUGUCGGCAUACGUACGCGGUUCCCACUAGCAUCGGUCUUUUUGUGGGUGCGCUGGAGAAAAGCAUAGUAAUGGCUGUGUGACUUUGUUAGUCCUGUGGAACACCUAUGAAAGUAGAGCGAACGUAGACGGAGGAUUAUCACGGAUAUCGAUUCCUUUGUAUAUCGACGGCGACG